Cercocebus atys (sooty mangabey) is the source of this 1443-nucleotide messenger RNA. It is a transcript of the gene ASPA, whose product is annotated as aspartoacylase. The transcript is spliced from 6 exons. The coding region runs from base 183 to 1124 and encodes 313 amino acids. Gene Ontology annotation, molecular function: hydrolase activity, acting on carbon-nitrogen (but not peptide) bonds, in linear amides; hydrolase activity, acting on ester bonds. The record is from RefSeq and is a predicted model, not a curated record. NCBI's taxonomy places the organism in Eukaryota, Metazoa, Chordata, Mammalia, Primates, Cercopithecidae.
UAAACGGGGCUCAGAACUUGUAACAGAAAAUUAAAAUAUACUCCACUCAGGGGAAUUCUGUACUUUGCCCUUUGGGUAAAGUCUCAUUUUGAUUUAAAUUUCUAAACCAUUCUUAAGAAAAUCACAUUUCCUUUGAUCUCUCUUCUGAAUUGCAGAAAUCAGAUAAAAAACUACUUGGUGAAAUGACUUCUUGUCACAUUGCUGAAGAACCUAUAAAAAAGGUUGCUAUCUUUGGAGGAACCCAUGGGAAUGAGCUAACUGGAGUAUUUCUGGUUAAGCAUUGGCUAGAGAAUGGCGCUGAGAUUCAGAGAACAGGGCUGGAGGUAAAACCAUUUAUCACUAACCCCAGAGCAGUGAAGAAAUGUACCAGAUAUAUUGACUGUGACCUGAAUCGCAUUUUUGACCUUGAAAAUCUUGGCAAAAAAAUGUCAGAAGAUUUGCCAUAUGAAGUGAGAAGGGCUCAAGAAAUAUAUCAUUUAUUUGGUCCAAAAGAUGGUGAAGAUUCCUAUGACAUUAUUUUUGACCUUCACAACACCACUUCUAACAUGGGGUGCACUCUUAUUCUUGAAGAUUCCAGGAAUAACUUUUUAAUUCAGAUGUUUCAUUAUAUUAAGACUUCUUUGGCUCCACUCCCCUGCUAUGUUUACCUUAUUGAGCAUCCUUCCCUCAAAUACGCGACCACCCGUUCUAUAGCCAAGUAUCCUGUGGGUAUAGAAGUUGGUCCUCAGCCUCAAGGGGUUCUGAGAGCUGAUAUCUUGGAUCAAAUGAGAAAAAUGAUUAAACAUGCUCUCGAUUUUAUACAUCAUUUCAAUGAAGGAAAAGAAUUUCCUCCCUGUGCCAUUGAGGUCUACAAAAUUAUAGAGAAAGUUGAUUAUCCCAGGGAUGAAAAUGGAGAAAUUGCUGCUGUCAUCCAUCCCAAUCUGCAGGAUCAAGACUGGAAACCACUGCAUCCUGGGGAUCCCAUGUUUUUAACUCUCGAUGGGAAGACGAUGCCAUUGGGCGGAGACUGUACCGUGUACCCCGUGUUUGUGAACGAGGCCGCAUAUUACGAAAAGAAAGAAGCCUUUGCAAAGACAACUAAACUAACGCUCAAUGCAAAAAGUAUUCGCUGCUCUGUACAUUAGAAAUCACUUCUAGCUCACAUCUUACACAGUGUCUUACAAAUUCUGCUAGUUUGUAAGCUCCUUAAGAGCAGGGUUGUGCCUUAUUCAACUGCAUUCAUAGCUCCUAGCACAGUGCCUUAUUCGGUAGGCAUCCAAGCAAAUUUCUUAAAUUAAUUAAUAUAUCUUAAAGGUACCAUAUUUUAUGUAUGUAGCUUAUUCAAAGAAGUGUUUCCUAUUUCUGUAUAGUUUAUUAUACAUUAUACUUGGGUAGCUCAACAUUCUUAAUCAACAGCCUUUGUAUUCAGAAUAUAAAACUGAAAUAGAUAUAUAUAUAAAGUUA